UCUUCGUUCUCUUGCUCUCAUCUCCAUCGCUUCUAAAGUCUCUUCUCAAUAUCCAUCGUAGCAGAGCAUUCCGAUCAUCGCCGGAGAUGUCAGGGCGCGGCAAAGGCGGCAAAGGGCUAGGCAAGGGUGGAGCGAAGCGGCACCGUAAGGUACUCCGUGAUAACAUCCAGGGCAUCACUAAGCCAGCCAUCCGCCGUCUCGCUCGCCGUGGCGGUGUGAAGAGGAUCAGCGGGCUAAUCUACGAGGAAACCCGCGGCGUGCUGAAGAUCUUUCUGGAAAACGUGAUCCGUGACGCCGUUACCUACACCGAGCAUGCCCGCCGGAAGACGGUGACGGCGAUGGACGUCGUCUAUGCUCUCAAGCGCCAGGGCCGCACUCUCUACGGCUUCGGUGGUUAGGGCAAUCCUAAUCAUGGAAUUAGAGAAGAAAAGGUCGUGUUUUUAGGGAUUGAAAACCCUAAUUUGUAGAUCUCGAUGUUGCUCUAUUUUGUUAAUAGUUUGAAUGAAGCGCCAUUUUAUUUUAA
This is a messenger RNA of Dioscorea cayenensis subsp. rotundata (Guinea yam), 523 nucleotides long. RefSeq names its product histone H4. Gene Ontology annotation, biological process: nucleosome assembly. NCBI's taxonomy places the organism in Eukaryota, Viridiplantae, Streptophyta, Magnoliopsida, Dioscoreales, Dioscoreaceae. Bases 87 to 398 code for a protein of 103 amino acids. Gene Ontology annotation, cellular component: nucleosome. The record is from RefSeq and is a predicted model, not a curated record. Gene Ontology annotation, molecular function: structural constituent of chromatin; protein heterodimerization activity; DNA binding. The transcript has a single exon.